CUUCUUCAGCGAGAAGAAAAACACAAACAAAACACUAGCGAGUGGCUUCCGGGGGGUUCACGCAGGGGAAUGUGACCGGAUGCGCUGUUGAAAAGCGGCUCUGCUUCGGCUGCCACACAUCAAAGGGCUGAGACAAUGGAUCAGUCCUCUGAUGAAGUGGAGGCCCGCACCUUUGUGGAGGUCCUCAGCGACAAGUACAACACAGAGAACUUCCCCUACGGUCAAGGCCUGGGUGUCGUAGUGCUGCCCUCCCCUCCUGGAUCCCCAGUCAAAGGUCGUCUGUUCUUGCCGAACGUGUUGGUUCUGAACGACUGUGGCAUCAAAAAGGCGGGUGACAGGUCCAACAUUGCUGCUUUCUGUGCCCAUGUGGUUGAGCUGGACCUGUCCUACAAUGAGAUCCACGACUGGGCUGAGAUCUGCGCUAUCGUUUCCAACGUCCCUCGCUUGGACUUCCUCAACCUGAGCAUGAACCCAUUGUGCGGCGCCACGCUGGAGCCGUGCAUGGCCAACGUGUUUGCCCGGUUGCGUCGGCUCGUCCUCAUUAACACACAAGUCAGCUGGGACACCGUUCACGCACUCACGCAAAACACUUCUGAGCUGGUGGAGCUCUUCCUGUGCCUAAACGAAUACCGCACUGUGUCCCAGUCCAGCACGUCCUGCCCGUCCUUGCGCCUGCUGCAGAUCACCGACAACCACCUGCGUGACUGGACGGAGGUGCGCAAGUUCGGGCUCAUGUACCCCGGCCUUAACGAAUUGGUGCUGGCCAACAAUGGCGUGGAGUGCGUGGACGAGACCCGGGAAACACUGCAACGUCUCUUUCCCAACCUGCGCUGCAUCAACCUUAACAACUCAGGGCUGAGUAAGUGGGGGGACAUUGAGAGCCUGAAUUUCUUCCCUAAGUUGCAAGAACUCAAAGUGAUGGGGAUUCCACUGUUGAAGCCGUACGCGACACAAGAGCGACGCAGUCUCCUUUUAGCACAGCUGCCAAAUAUCCUUGUCCUGAACGGGGGCGCGGUAUCUGACAACGACAGGGAAGCUGCUGAAAGGUUCUUCAUCCGUUAUUACCAAGACUGUGCAGAGCAAGAGCGCCCACACAGGUACAGUGAGCUGGUAUCCAAGUACGGUCAGCUAGCCCCGUUGGCCGACGUUGAUCUGAGUCCUCGCUGCACAAUAGUGGAGGUCCGAUGGGGCGACAGGGUGGAGGCGAUCAGCCUCCGCCUGGAGCAGACGGUGACCGACCUGAAGAAGCAGCUGAGGGCGCUUCUUCAGCUGCCCUCCAACGGGAUCCGACUAUUCUACAUCAACCGGGAAAUGUGUUCGGUCGUCGGGCCGGAGGAGUUGAAGUGCGGCUUUCGGGCCCUCCACUCAUACAGCAUCCGAGAUGGAGACGAGAUCCUCGUUGUGCCCAAGGUGAAAAGCCGUGCGAACUCCUCACAUCUUUGAGGUCUGAUGCACUGGCUUUGUUUUUUUUCCUGCUUUUUGGGGGGAGGUUUACAGGACUUUCUGAACACUUACUGGGUUUGUUUUUCUGUUUUUGGGAAGAUGGGUUGUGGGUUCACAAGACUUGCUGCACACUUACUGGAUUCACUUUGACUUGAAUUUGUAAUAUUAUGCAAAAUAUUGUUUGGCUGCUAGUUUGGACGUCAAAAAUGUGAGAAGGAAAAUCUGUCCCACUAAAAUUAUGAAUAUAUUUUAGGAAAAGUAAACUUAACAGAGCCACCUAGAUACAUUUAUAGUGAUGGGGAUACUGGGGAAAAUCUUUACAAAUCUGUACAUCGUCACAAGGAGUGGCUAACAUUGAGCACUAAAACCCGGCCUUCAACUCUGCCGAGAUCCAAUCCAUCUGCCUUGCAGAUUUUGUCUAACAAUCGGCAAUCUAGGGCAGUGUUUUUCAACCUUUUCUGAGUCAUGGCACGUUUUUUUGUCGAGGCACAACACAAACCAAAAAUUACUUUUUGUGCAGAAUAGACAUGUUUCCUGAGCAAAACAUGGGCUUGGAAAAUUUCUGCUCCGAACUUCUUCUAGUUUACACAAAACAUCAUUAGUUGCGGUUGAAGUUAGCAGUGUGUUGAAGAAGUCAAAAUCAAAUCAAAGGAACCCACUGAUUUUCCAAAAAUGGAUUUAACACAACUUACAACAACUUGCUGUGUGAACUCCUGGAAGCGCCUAAAUUUAUGGUUUGAAGGUGAAUGUUUUUAUCACCGACCAGCUACAAAGCGCCACUGUGGAUGUACCCGGCCAUACACCUUAUAUAUGAAACCAGCAGAUAAUAUUUCAAGAAUGUGGAUCGCUUCUCUAAACUUAAAGGCUCCACCUGAAAGAUUCUAUGUUUGUUCUUAUCACUACGUUGAUAUAAAAUUUUUUUUUUUAAAAAACACAGAAGAACAUCCUUUCCUAGAACUUUGGUUGUGUUGUCGUAGUAGCAGCUACAGCAGCAGUAGUUUUAGUCCAUCCAUCCAUCCAUCCAUCAUCUUCCGCUUGCUCCGGGGUUGGGUCGCGGGGGCAGCAACCUUAACAGGGAAGCCCAGACUUCCCUCUCCCCAGCCACUUCAACCAGCUUCUCUGGUGGGAUCCCAAGGCCAUGCCAGCCGAGAGACAUAGUCUCUCCAGCGUGUCCUUGGUCGUCCCCCGGGCCUCCCACCGGUGGGACAUGCCCGGAAUACCUCUCCAGGGAGGCGUCCAGGAGGCAUCCGAACCAGAUGCCAGAACCACCUCAGCUGGCUUCUCUCAACGCAGAGAAGCAGAGACUCGACACAGUGUCCCUCCCGGAUGAUCGAGCUUCUCACCCUAUCUCUAAGGGAGAGCCCGGACACACUGCGGACCAAACUAAUUUUGGCCACUUGUAUCCGGGAUCUUGCUCUUUCGGUCACGACCCACAGCUCGUGACCAUAGGUGAGGCUAGGAACGUAGAUCAACUGGUAAAUCGAGAGCUUCGCGUUUCGGCUCAGCUCCUUCUUCAUCAGUAUGGACCGGUGCAGAGUCCGCAUUAGUGCAGACGCUGCACCGAUCCGCCUGUCGAUGUCCCGCUCCCUUCUACCCUCACUUGUGAACAAGACCUCGAGAUACUUGAACUCCUCCACUUGGGGCACGAUCUCAUCCCCGACCCGGAGAGGGCACCCCACCCUUUUCCGACUGAGGACCAUGGUAUCUGAUUUGAAGGUGCUGAUCUUCAUCCCAACCGCUUCACACUUGACUGCGAACCACUCCAGUGAGAGUUGGAGGUCACGGCUUGAUGAAGCCAGCAGCACCACAUCCUCUGCAAAAAGCAGAGAUGCAACGCUAAGGUCACCAAACCCGACCCCCUCAACGCUUCGGCUGCGCCUAGAAAUUCUGUCCAUAAAAAUUAUGAACAGAAUCUGUGAUAAAGGGCAGCCUUGGCGGAGUCCAACCCUCACUGGGAAUAAAUUCGACUUACUGCCGGCAAUGCGGCCCAAACUCUGACACCAGUCGUACAGGGACCGAACAUCUCUUAUCAAGGCGCUCGGUACCCCGUACUCCCGGAGCACCCCCCACAGGACUCACUGAGGCACAUGGUCGAACGGCUUCUCCAGAUCCACAAAACACAUGUAGACUGGUUGGGCGAACUCCCAUGCACCCUCGAGGACCCUGCCGAGGGUGUGGAGCUGGUCCACUGUUCCACGGCCGGGACGAAAACCACACCGCUCCUCCUGAAUCCGAGAUUCGACUUCCCGACGGACCCUCUUCCCCAGCACCCUUGAAUAGACUUUACCGGGGAGGCUGAAGAGUGUGAUCCCGCCUCGGAAACUUGUCGAUAUUUAAUUGUAAAAUAAUUUCUCAAUAUUUAAAUGUACUCAGUGUGAAACUUGAACCUGUUUAGAUGAACACAAAGCCGAUAUCCUGUCAGGAAUUGAAGAAAGACACACACAAAGCUCUUCUUCAACAGCUCUCAGUCUGUUUUUUUUUUUAUUUUAUCUUUUUUAUAGCAGUUAGCUUGCUUAGCAUCAUUGCGCUGUUGGAUAGCUGCUCAUGUCGCGUUCAAAAACUGUUCGGAUUUCUACCCAUCAGCCACCUUGCUGUCCUCGACAAUGUGUUGGAAUAAAACAGUUGUUGGUCGUCACUUAUGGAAAAAAUGGAAAGGACACUUUCGUGUAUAUCGACACUUGACCAGUCGAAUCAAAUGAUGUACAGUAGACUUGCUCAGGUCCACAUUCGCACACAGCAAGGUGACACGAGCUAUACCUCGCUCAUCUACACACGACCGAAAAGGGAUAUUGGAUAAUUUCUCGCGGCACACCAGACGAUCUCUCACAGCACACUAGUGUGCUGCAGCAUGUUGGUUGAAAAACACUGAUCUAGAGAAUGCUAAUUCAAUUUUCAGUGUAAUGUAUACGUAAGUACAGUAACUGCAUUUUGUGUGCCAAUUUGCCUUGGUGUGGACACCGUGCAACAACCGUUACAUACAGUUUACUAGACCAGAGCUAUGUUGCGAUGUAGUUUUCGGAAUAUUUCCAGUAUACUAUCUUUCUGUUAUUGUAUUAUCGCGUGAGCUGUAAUUUCAUUGACACCACCUUACAACUUAUUUGAAAUUUGACUCCUUUGUCACAUUGUUGUGCACCAGUAUUAAAAACAUACACACAAUUGUUAACAUCUACUGAUUGCAAAACAGUCAACAUCAAUUAUGCUGAUGCUGACGCUUUUAGCUUGUCACAUUUUUAUAUUUUGUCUUUUCAAGUACUGAACCGGAGUACCAUUUUUUUUCUCUCAAACCGUCCAGUCCAUAAUUUGAAUUUGCUUUCCCGUUGCGUUGUGGACUUAAUGGUAACCAGACACCUGCUGAAGUGUCAAGUCACUUCCUCUUAUUCUAUUAGGCUGGCUGACCAUUGGGGUGGCAGCAGGGGGGAGCCAAAACCCAGCCCCCCUGUCUGCCUGAAUGCCCCUUUCUUAGAUGGCCCUCACAAACUAGACACCUUGAGUGUCCGCUCUUUCACAGGAUGUGGGGUCCUGACCUCUCCCACUGGCUCACAUUGGUCUUGAUUUCUCCCCCAAUCCUAAGAAACUAAACUGAAUUCUCAAUGGCAGGAGAUUACUGGUAUUUCAACAUCCUUGGAUGUUUUUUACAAUGAUUCUAGCUCUGGUAACUGAUCUGCAGAGGAUCCUAGUUUGCAAGCGGUCAUCGACCAUUGUAAUCCCUGUCUUUCACUAAUCUUAUGUUCCUAAUAACCCAGCAAAAAGGGAGGGUCGGUUGCCCUAUGUAGAGUUAAAGGUCUUAAGUACGCAUGUGCCGGUAUGAUAUUCUGGCGGUAUGAUAACCUUACACCAAAAUUACAGCUCUAAAAUGUGUUACUUUGAGAUAUCUGGGUUAAAAAAAAAAACUUUUUUUUUUUUUUCCAUUGAACAGGAUUUUUAUUUUUCAAAACAUAUUAGCAAAUUGGAACAUAAAUCUAAUGUUAAGUUAAAACAAAUUAAAAAGAAAAAAACUUUAAUAUUCUGAAUAAAAUUAAAAUAACUGCAGUCCUUUAGGUGAGCCUAAACCCAUAGCCACAGCUCAACAAUAUUACCAUCAGAACAAAAAUAAUUAUUUUCCAUAAAAAGCACAUGUGUAUGACUCGUAUCAUGUUUACAUUAUACACACACUCGUUCUCAACACAGACUGUUGCAACAGAGAGAAAAAAAGACAUUUUUCCACCGCUAGACACACUAAACACACUGGAGUUAACUCUCGUAGCUGGUGGGAAACAUUCAUGACAGUGUUUAUGAACUUUUAAUUUUGUAAAAAUGCAAAAUCAUAUUGGAGGUAUUGCCUCCUCGGCAACCACCCUCCGCUAACAUGUUUUACAUGUCAGUUGGCCCUCCUCUAAGCCACGGCCGUUUGUAACUUUUCCGUAGCCGACGUAUUCCUCUAACAGUGAUUUCGUUUUCUUCGAUUGGGGGAAAAAGUUCAGGAGUUUCACCUCCUCCAGCCAUCGUGUAGCACAGCUAACUCAUUGACACUGAGCAACAACCAGUGGAGGAGGGUUGAGCCUUGCAGCUGCAAACGAGGGAUUUCUCCAUGGAUUUUUUGGGACAUAAAAAAUAGCUAAUACCUUAGGGACGGUAUGACGGAAAAGUUUUGUGGUUUUGAAACCUUGACGUUUUUAUGCCACGGUAUACCAUCACGUUUGCUUGUGGCAUUAGCCGCUAGCAUUAGCCUACUGGGCUUCUGUUUGUUUGAUUUCUUGAUAGCCGCUUGACUUCAUACGUAAGCACACUGCUUUCUGAAAGGGGAAUUAAUAUAGCCGAACAACACAGAGUCAAAGCGUCAAGUCACAUUUUAGAGCUUUUGUAGAGGCCUGGCGAAACAUAAAAAUGGAGGAAGCCCUGCAUUUUGUGAUUACCUUAAAAAUAUUUUAUUAAACAUCUAAAAUAACAAAACUUGUCCUGUUAAAUCGAACCACAAAUCACUCUUUUGGGAUGCAAAACAAUAGAUGUUAAGAUGCCUUGUAGAGAAGCCUCCACCCAUCAACAGUAUUCAGUGGUGUAAUCUUCCUUACUAAUAUUUUGAGGUAAUCAGUUGUGUUUUCACACUGAAACCCCUGAGGCAGGAGGGACUACUGAUGUUCUACUUAGCUGCGCAUUAACUGGUGAAGCCUGCUUGAAUAAGAGACGAAAUGUCCCCUAAGAUAACCACAACAGUCCACUGGCGAACGGCCUAAGAGCAAAUGUAAAUCCAAAAGAUACUGUCCCGUUAAGAAAUUACGAAAUCUGAAACUUUUCCAUCCAGCAACAGUGUUGAAAAAGUCAUUUUUGAAACCCUAAAUUUACACAAAUGUAGUGAGAAAUCUUGCAUGGAAAAAAUAUUUGCAGCUUCUGGAUUGAAACCAGGUCUUUCCUAGGAAACUUGACUUAUAUUUCAUUGUAUGUGUAUUUUAGUGUUUUUCUAUUGAUAACCUGCUCACCAAGUUUACUUUCGAGGUUGUGGAUGACCUGAAAUUUCAGGAAAAUGAACAUUUGGGAUGGAGGGUCUGGUGGAUAUUUUGCGUGGUAUUUGGUGAUUGAACGCUAUCGUGGGAUGUAACGUGAAUUGUUUGCCAUAUGGUGUCGGUUUUUAUGUCUUUUGAGAUUUGUUUUUAAUUGUGUAUAAAAUGUGUCACUGCUCUCACACUUUUAGGACUCAAAUAUUAUUUGUAAUGUUUGAAUUAUCUAAAAACAUGAACUGAUAUUUGCAGUAUUCUGAGUUUGCUGAAAUGCUCUGAAAUGUUAGCACAACUUCGUUUUGCUUACCUUUACGAGAGGAAUUUUUACCAAAUUUUCAGAAGAACAAGUUUCACCCUCACUUUCAGAAAGAUUUUAAAAGAAUAGUAAACCGCCAAUGCCUAAGUGUUUACUUUGUGCUGUCCUGAUGUAUUAGUGAUGUUUUUUGUGUUUUAUUUCUCAAUAUUGUGCUAUUUUCACAGCUCUGUACUCUAUAAUGUUGCUUUGGUGUCUUUUGAAAAAAAUAAAUUAUGA
Messenger RNA from Corythoichthys intestinalis (scribbled pipefish), 7446 nucleotides. RefSeq names its product tubulin-specific chaperone cofactor E-like protein. The record is from RefSeq and is a predicted model, not a curated record. The coding region runs from base 136 to 1443 and encodes 435 amino acids. The transcript has 9 exons. NCBI's taxonomy places the organism in Eukaryota, Metazoa, Chordata, Actinopteri, Syngnathiformes, Syngnathidae.